UGGCCGCGCCGGGGCUGGGGCUGGGGCCUCACUUCGGGAGGCGAUGGGCGCUGCCGCGGGUGCUGCCGCGCUGCUGCGGGCCCUGCUGCUCCUCGGGGCGCUGCGCUCGGCCCCUGCCCUCAGCCUCCUGCAGGACCUCCCCGCCACGUACAAGGGACCCCCCGGCAGCUAUUUCGGCUUCUCCCUGGAUUUCCACACGGCCCGGGGCAGUUCCAGCGUGGCGGUGGGGGCCCCCCGCGCCAACACCUCCCAGCCCGGCGUGGCGCAGCCCGGCGCCGUUUUCCUCUGCCCCUGGCCCCCCAGCGGGACCCCCUGCGACCCCGUCCCCAUCGACACCACGGGAGACGAGAGCGAGGCGCAGGGCACCCUGGAGCUGCGCACCUACAAAUCGCACCAGUGGCUGGGCGCGUCCGUCACCAGCUGGCAGGGCAGGCUCGUGGCCUGCGCCCCGCUGCAGCACUGGAACGCGCUGGACGGGCAGCACGAGGCGUUCCGCACCCCGACCGGCGCCUGCUUCGUGAGUGCUCCCGGCCCGCUGCGCCUCGCCUGGUACUCGCCCUGCCGCGACCACCUCAUGGCCGGCGCCUACCGGGACAGCAACUACGCCUAUGACAAGCGGUACUGCGAGAUCGGCUUCAGCGCAGCCGUCACCCGGGAUGGGACACUGGUUCUGGGUGCCCCCGGCGGGUACUACUUCAUGGGGCUCCUGUACUCAGUGGGAAUCGAUGCCAUCCUCACCCGCUUCCACGGCAAGUCCCUGCUGUGGCUGGAGCAACCAGGACGCCCCACAGAGGAGCCGGUGUCCUUUGACUACGAGGAUGGGUAUCGGGGGUACUCUGUGGCUGUGGGCGAGUUCGAUGGCAAUCCCAAAACCAAAGAGUACGUGGUGGGGGUCCCCAACAAGAGCAACACGAGGGGUGAGGUGGAGAUCUUCAGUGUGGGAGUGACCCUGCGCCAGCUGCGGGGCAUCACCAGCGAGCAGGUGGCAUCGUACUUCGGGCACACAGUGGCCGUGGCCGACAUCAAUGGGGAUGGGCAGGAUGACGUGCUGGUGGGUGCCCCCCUGUUCAUGGCCCGGCGCCCCGACGGACAGCGCAGCGAGCUGGGGCGCCUCUACCUGUACCUGGGGGGGCUGCAGCGGCCCCUCUCCCAGUCCCCCCAGACCCUGACGGGCACCCACCCCUACGGCCGCUUCGCCGCCGCCAUCGCCAGCCUCGGAGACCAGGACAAGGACGGCUUCGGCGACGUGGCCGUGGGUGCCCCCUUCGGGGGUGACGGUGGCAGCGGGCAGGUCUUCAUCUUCCGCGGGCAGAGCGAGGGGUUGGAGCCGCUGCCCACCCAGCGCCUCGACAGCCCCUUCCCCGGCCCGGCCGCCUUCGGCUUCGCCCUGCGCGGGGCCACCGACCUCGAUGGCAACGGCUACUCAGAUCUGCUGGUGGGCGCUUACGGCGCAGCUCAAGUGGCCGUGUACCGGGGACAGCCCGUGGUGGUGGCCCGGACCCAGCUGAGCGUCCCUGAUGGGCUGAACCCCGAGGUCCUGGCGUGUGUCCUGCCCGGUUUCGGCACCGGUGUCAGCUGCUUCCCCGUGGUGCUCUGUGUCAGCGUGACGGGCCAGAGCAUCCCGCAGCACAUCCGCCUCGAGGCCGAGCUGCAGCUGGACCGGCUGAAGCCCCGGCUGUCCCGGAGGGUGCUGCUGCUGCGGGGUCACCAGGCGUCCUGGCACGAGGAGCUGGAGCUGGACACGGGAGCACCCCCCGUGUGCCGCAACCUCACCGCGUACCUGCGGGACGAGGCCGACUUCAAGGACAAGCUGAGCCCGGUGGUGCUGAGCCUGAGCCUGGCGCUGCCCGAGGGGGCCCCGGGGCUGGUGCUCUAUGGGGACACCCUGGUGCAGGCGCAGACCCAUAUCAUCCUGGAGGACUGUGGCGAGGACAACCUCUGCGUCCCUGACCUCCUUCUGGCCGCGGAGACGCCCAGCCGGCGCCUGCUCAUCGGGGCCGAGGCCAUGCUGCUGCUUCGCGCCAACACCAGCAACAGGGGCGAAGGCGCCUUUGAGGCUGAGCUGCGGGUGCUGCUGCCCCCCGGCACCCACUAUCAGGCUGCCCGGAGCAGCAUCCCGGGGCAGGAGAAACUGAGCUGCAACCUCAGGAAGGAGAACGGGACCCACAUGGUGCUCUGUGAGUUGGGCAACCCCAUGAAAGCAGGUGCCCAGAUAACUGUGGACAUGGAGCUGAGCGUGUCCGGGCUGGAGGACAUGGGGGAUGCCAUCACCUUCCAGCUGCAGCUGCGGAGCAAGAACAGCCCCAGCACCACCAACACAUCGGUGACAGUGAUGGUGCCUGUGGAGGCACAGGCAGAGAUGGAGCUGCGAGGCAACUCCCUACCGGCCACCACGGUGCUGCCCGUGAGCUGGCGCUGGGCCGAGGGCAGCCGGCGGCUCGAGGACCAUGGCAUCAAGGUGGAGCACGUCUACCAGCUCCACAACAAAGGUCCCAGCACCGUCAGUGGGGUCACCCUGCACCUCGCCAUCCCCAUCCGGCUGGGGGGCCGCAUCCUGCUGUACCUGCUGGAGCUGGGCACUGAGGGGGGCAUGAACUGCACCAGCCCCCCCGGCCUCAAUGCUGAGCAGGUAGGAUGGCCCCGGGGUGGGGACCAGUGUCUCCCACUGGGGGCUGGGUGGGUGUCAAGGUGUGGGGGGGGUGUCCGUGUUCCCUUUAUCUCCUUCCAGCUGGAGAUCCCCCAUCCCACGGGCGCAGCACCCCGGAAUGGCUCACACCGGAGGGAGCGCCGGGACCUGGAGCAGCCGCCGGGAGAGGGGCUGGAAAAGCCCAUCCUGGUGGACUGCGGCAAUGCCACGUGUGUGGACAUCACCUGCUGGGUGCCUGGCCUGGCCAAAGACCAGCGGGCGCUGGUGAGCAUCCAUGCGCUGCUCUGGAUGGACACUCUGCAGCAGCGGGAGCACCUUCUGAAGCAGUUCCUCGUCCAGUCACAGGCUUGGUUCAACACCUUAGCCAUGCCCUACCGAGUCCAGCCCCGUAUCCUGCCCUCCGGGGAGGCCAUGGCUGUCACCAAGGUGAUGCGCACCAGCCCUGGCGGUGAGGGGACGGUGCCGGUGUCAUGGGUGGUGCUGGGGGUCCUUGCCGGGCUCCUGCUCCUCACCCUCCUCAUUCUCCUCAUGUGGAAGAUGGGUUUCUUCAAGAGAACACGGCCGCCUGCUGAGGACACGCAGGAGCUGGCGCCCAGCAAGGCUGAGGAGUUAGGGGGUGCCCAGGACUAAUGGGGUACCCCGGGACCCCCCUUCCUACCUGUCCCCAGCACCCCCACACUGCCCCCGGGCAAUAAAUCUCUGCCUGGCAUCA
Molecule: messenger RNA, 3359 nt
Organism: Pezoporus flaviventris
Lineage: Eukaryota; Metazoa; Chordata; Aves; Psittaciformes; Psittacidae
Gene: ITGA2B
Product: integrin subunit alpha 2b
Exons: 29
Coding region: 44-3277 (1077 amino acids)
Biological process (GO): cell adhesion mediated by integrin; cell-matrix adhesion; cell-cell adhesion
Cellular component (GO): external side of plasma membrane; integrin complex
Molecular function (GO): integrin binding
Source: RefSeq, a predicted model, not a curated record